UUAUUUUUUCAAAUAUAGUUGCGUGUGAAUUUAGUCAUUCUAUUAUUAAUAUAUGUGUCAUUUAUUUAUCAUAAUGUCGAAUAUAUUCGUACAGUAAGAGAUAAAAAAAUCUUCAAUGAUAAAAAACGAACUUACUUCUGACAUGGAAAAUGCUGAAUUCAAAGUUAAACGAAAGUAUUUUAAAUUAGAGGAUUUUAAAAGAUUUUAUAUUACACAAAGAAAAUUCGAAAAUCAGUACUCUAAUAUUUAUAAUUGUCGAUUAAAUGCUCUAAAGGAAACUCUAAAGAAUCGAGCUAUAGAAAAUUGGGGUCGUCAUGGAAUUUUUCAAAUAUCCAAUCUUUCUGAACUCGACAAUAGUAGAGAACAAAUCAUUAUUAUAGGUACUAUAUAUAAACAUCAAGAAUUAAAGCCAUCAAUUUUGAAAGAACUCAGUAAUGAACUUCAAUUAAUUCCUCAACCUACACGAUCAAACUUUUAUUCUGAUAAGGAUCAAUUAUUUCUUGAGGAUGAAAUGCUCAGAGUUAAAUUGUCAGGUUGCCACAUGGAUCCUAAAACUAUGUUAACUGGUUGUGUAUGUGCUGUCAUAGGCUUUUUACAAAGUGACGGAACUUUUUGGGUUGAAGAUUAUUGCAUGCCAGGAAUGAUUGUAAAACCAUCGGUGUCCUUCUCUUCAAAAAUGGAGGGGAAAAUACUAUUUCUAUCAGGACUAAAUCUAGCAAGUAACCCUAAUUCAAUGCAUUAUGAACUUUUAAUAGAAUGGAUAACUGGAAUGGCAGGGAAUAGUGAAACUCAGCAAGAUGUUGCAUCUAUUGCUUUAGUAAUUAUUGCCGGUAAUAGCGUGAGAGGGUCAAUGGAAAUUUUUAAUUAUAAAGGAUAUUCCGAGGCUAAAAGUAAACGAGAAGAAUCUAUUUUAGAAACAAUAUUAGCGACAAACAAAUUUGAUGAUUUACUGAGUGAAAUUGUAAAAACAUGUUGUGUUCUUGUGAUGCCCGGUGAAUUUGAUCCUUCCGGUCAUUCUUUACCACAACAACCCUUUCAUGGUUGUACUUUACCAAAGAGUUCUAGAUAUCAAUGUUUUCAUAGCAUCACAAAUCCUUGGAUAGGAAAAAUUGGUACUUGUGUUGUAGCAGGGUCAAGUGGACAGCCGAUAAAUGAUAUCAUAAAAGUCACAGGUCUUGUUGAUUGCUCUCCAAUUGACUGGCUUGAGAAAACAUUGAAUUGGAGGCAUUUUGCUCCCACCGCCCCUGAUACUCUUGCAGCUUACCCUUAUUUCGAUAGUGAUCCCUUCAUAAUGCAAGAGUGCCCGGAUGUUUAUUUUGUAGGAAAUAUGAAGGACUACUCGACAAAGUUAUCUAUUGGACAAGAGGGACAACAAGUAAGAUUAAUCGGUAUUCCUGAGUUUUCCAAGACACACACGGCAGUUUUAGUUGACUUGGAUUCUUUAGAUGCUCAACCUAUAUCUUUUGGAACAAACUAAUCAAACUUGAACAGAAGAUCUUGAUGAUGUAGGCGUGUUCAUAUUGAGGCAAUCAUUCAUACGAUCAGAUGUCUCCCCAUCAAUUCCCGGAGUUUGAACAUUCGCUGAUUGCUCGUCACUUCUCAUUGCGCAAAUUACAUCCGUCA
This is a messenger RNA of Chelonus insularis, 1623 nucleotides long. RefSeq names its product DNA polymerase delta subunit 2-like. Gene Ontology annotation, cellular component: delta DNA polymerase complex. Gene Ontology annotation, biological process: DNA strand elongation involved in DNA replication; DNA replication. NCBI's taxonomy places the organism in Eukaryota, Metazoa, Arthropoda, Insecta, Hymenoptera, Braconidae. The record is from RefSeq and is a predicted model, not a curated record. Gene Ontology annotation, molecular function: DNA binding. Bases 116 to 1477 code for a protein of 453 amino acids. The transcript has 7 exons.